AGUCUGAUGAGAUGCUAAAAAUUCUCAGAAAUAGAAAAGCUGAUAAAGAAAUUGAGGGGGAAACCCCAAGAAAUCGCAUAUUUGUAUAUGAACUAAGAGAAAUGUUGGAACAAAGGAAGAAAGCUCCUAAUGAAUUUACAGCAGAGAAAUUAUCAACUCAUUAUAAUCUAGAUACAUCAACUAUAGAAACCUUAUUAAAGCACAUAAAUACAUUUACAUUAACCGGAGGCGUAAAAUCAAGGGCAGCGUGGGUUGAGGACAGUCGAUUAUUUAGAAAAAAUGAGAAUUAAAGAACGGACAAGAUCUCAUCACGCAAGUUACACGUAAUUUCCAAAAUUUUGUGAAAUAUAAAAUAACAAUAAUGAUUGAUAUAUUUUAUUUUGAGUUGUUUUUU
Messenger RNA from Rhizophagus irregularis DAOM 181602=DAOM 197198, 394 nucleotides. RefSeq lists its product as uncharacterized. Gene Ontology annotation, biological process: mitochondrial respiratory chain complex I assembly. Lineage: Eukaryota; Fungi; Glomeromycota; Glomeromycetes; Glomerales; Glomeraceae. The record is from RefSeq and is a predicted model, not a curated record.